AUGUUUUCAAGCCCAACACAGACACAGGGCUCAAGCGCCAUAGCCGCCAACGCCCUCCGCAGCGCAGGCCUCAUGGAUCGCGACGCACGAAUGCGCGAUGUUUCCGACAAACCGGGCGGUCGAAAGGGAGUAACAAAGUCUUCCCACGCCAACCGCACUCCUCACCGUCCUCGCGCAAUCGACGCCGUGAUUGGCAAGGACCAGGCGAGCACCUCAAUGAACGCACGGGCUGCUAUGCUUGCUGCUCGAAUAGCCGCAGGGGAUUCGAUAGCGAUUCGCGGUGCGGCGAAGGGAACGCUGGGCCGUCUGCGCAGGAACGCGAUGAGCACACCCGACGGCAAGGGCUCCAAGACGAUAGAGCUGUGGGAAGAGUUCGUCAAACUACGAUGGAACGCAGAGGCGAAAUUUCUGAAUCUAGAACGAAUUGGGGAAGACGAAUUGAUCAGAUACCACCGUCUGUGGUCGGCAAAUUCGACGACGACUUCGUACAAGGUGACCGCGGUGGUGUUCAAACUUGCCGCACGUCUCUUCCCAGAUGUGGAGACGAUCUCGCUCGCGUACAAUGAACUGAAGACGGGAUAUGCGAUCUCUUCUCUCUCCCACUAUUUGCCGAAGCUCGCGAAUUUGUCGCUGCAGGGCAAUGAAUUGACCUCGUGGAAGGACCUGGACUAUAUUUCGGGGCGGAAGGGAAAGUUGGAGAACCUGCGAGAGCUGAUACUGCUGGGGAACCCGGUGCGAGAGCUGGAGUACCAGAACAAUAGGGGCGAUCGCUACAGAAGCGAGGUGGCGCGGCGGUUCCCUUCGCUAGAAGUACUCGAUCAGGAAGCAGUGACGAAGAUCGCAUUCGAUGUGCCCCACGCAUCGACGUCGGCGGCAGCGUCAGUGCCACACAUAACGGCGACGACGUUCCCGUGCGAGAUGGUCCCGUCAUUCAUCACAGGAGUCGACAGCGCGCUCGUCAGCAAUUUUCUCAUGCGCUACUUUCCUCUGUUCGACCGCCAACGCGCGGGUUUACUCGACGUUUAUCAUCCGGAAGCGACAUUCUCCUUUUCCGCGAAUACAGGGAUUCCACCGCGUGCGCGGAUAGAGGGUCUCCAUCACUCGAUGCCAAACCAGCGAAAACUGGAGUGGCCCGGGUGGCUUAUUGGCGGGCGCGGUGGCUCGCGGAAUCUUUCACGGAUUUGGGGCAGCGUUGAUAAGAUGACGAAGACGCUCCAUGUGGGCAACGAAGAAAUUAUUAAGACCAUAGCGGACCUUCCCACUACAAAGCACGACCUUGUCGGUGCACCGGACAAGUUCUGCAUCGAUGCAUGGCCCGUUCCUCACGGCGAUUCGAUCCAUCUGUUUGUGAGUCUACACGGACAAUUUGUGGAAGAACCUGCGGCAGGUGUCCGUUCGUUUGACCGCUCAUUCAUACUGGCUCCUGCACCGGAAGGUUCAAGAGCGAAGCAGAAUGGUUGGGAUGUCGUUAUCCUUUCCGACCAACUCAACGUGCGCGCAUAUUCGAGCCCAGAGGCCUGGCGGCCAGGGCCGAUGCGGGUACAAGCGGGCGAUCCUCUCCCUGGACUGAUACCUGAAGCGCAGGCUCAGCUACAACAGAUCCCGGAGCCGCAGAGAUCACUUGUAACACAGAUCUGUCAGCAGACAGGUUUGAAUGUUCGAUUUGCAGUCGAUUGUCUCGAGGGGAAUGGAUGGGACAUUCCUCGCGCCGUAGCGAAUUUUGAGCAAGUCAAGGGCACUCUCACGCGAGAUGCUUUCCUAUGA
Molecule: messenger RNA, 1764 nt
Organism: Sparassis crispa
Lineage: Eukaryota; Fungi; Basidiomycota; Agaricomycetes; Polyporales; Sparassidaceae
Product: mRNA export factor mex67
Exons: 8
Coding region: 1-1764 (587 amino acids)
Biological process (GO): poly(A)+ mRNA export from nucleus
Cellular component (GO): nucleus
Molecular function (GO): RNA binding; protein binding
Source: RefSeq, a predicted model, not a curated record